Bacidia gigantensis is the source of this 1449-nucleotide messenger RNA. RefSeq lists its product as uncharacterized. Gene Ontology annotation, molecular function: protein binding. The transcript has 2 exons. The record is from RefSeq and is a predicted model, not a curated record. NCBI's taxonomy places the organism in Eukaryota, Fungi, Ascomycota, Lecanoromycetes, Lecanorales, Ramalinaceae. Bases 1 to 1449 code for a protein of 482 amino acids.
AUGGAACAAUUACCGCAAGAGCUCUUGAGAGUGAUCAUUGACGUUUUGGCUCCCGACAACACCAACGCAUCAAGAGAAGUCCUCAAAACUUUUCAGCUGGUUUCCAAAGAUUGCGCUGAUGCCGCAGCCGGUGUUCUCUUUCGCCAGAUCCCAGUAUGGAUAAGUCGUGUGAGCCUGGAGAAUCUCAAAGCUGUGUCAGAGCAUCCUGUAAUCUCUCAGCACGUCCGCGAGAUUCUGUUCGCGCCCCUACGAUUCGUUAAGGGCAACAUCGACGAACUAGUAGUAAAAGUUUUGGCGAGACGCGCACAUUUAGAGAUCCUUCAAGAGCGUUGUGCAAAGUAUCGCUUCGGCCUUCUGCAAUAUUGGCGGGAUCAAGCGUUGCUUGCUCAGGAUGGCCAGGAUCUUCAAAUGGUCACACAAGCGCUUCAAAUAUUGCCAAACAUGAAUAGCAUACGCAUUGGUCCAAGCCUAGUCGGCUCGGCAGAUAUCGGAGAAAGCCUUGGGGCUGGCACACGCCGGGAGCUCUCGAACAAUGGCGAAUAUACUCUACCGCUUCUCUUCAGAGCGAUGGCCAAUGCUGGAACCUGCUUACAGUCUUUUACCUUGGACAAUAGCGCAAAGUACGUACGUCCUGGUGGGCUUUCGUGGCUCCCAGCCUUGGAAUCGAGACUCAGCGGGUUAUCGUCGUCCGCGGUCUGCAAAGCGGUUGAUGCUCUUGGCGAUAAAAGGAGUAUGGUGUUUGGCGCUGUCAAGUCGUUCCAGGUCCCAUGCUUCUGCACAUCUAAGUUCAGCCAUGAAGAGAUACAGAACGCUCUAUCGGCUGUGAAUGAACUUCUAGCUGGGUGUCAGAAUAUUGAUCAUUUUUCUUUGAACGUUAUUCAUUCCGGAGAGGUACGAACGUUGACAGAAGUGAUCCCACCAGAGAUGCCUGUCCGUCAAUCAAAAUUAAGGACACUUGAUACAGGCCACAUGAAGGCAAGUGCGAUGGAGAUAUUCUCAUGGAUUGGUCUGAGUUGCCAAACUUUGGAGACGGUCUACCUGUAUUUCGUACUUAUUCGGCCCCCAGACGAUUGGUCUGUGGUAUUAAAUUUAUUUCGAACCCUGGAAUUCGAUCGGCUCCAGUCGUUCCGACUUUUCGGUUGUGAUGGCUCAGAGACCGCUGCUGUCUCGGUGCAGGUGGAGUCUUACAUCAAGAAGCUCACUGAUGAAGAUCCAAUAGCACAGCGGCUGAAGUUAAUACGGGAAUCACGCGGAAUUGCCGAUGCAAAUGACUCAAGCGAAUCGAGCUGGCAUACCGAGAGCUCCGACGAGUCAAGUUUCGCCGAGAAUUCUGAAAUUUCCAGCGAUGAUGUGUGGUCUGCGGCUUCAUCCGACGAGACGACUGCUGAUGAGCAAGAAGACGACACUUCAACAUUCUCUUCUGGUUCAAACGAUGAAGAUGGGUUUUAA